Molecule: messenger RNA, 1518 nt
Organism: Lasiodiplodia theobromae
Lineage: Eukaryota; Fungi; Ascomycota; Dothideomycetes; Botryosphaeriales; Botryosphaeriaceae
Product: Ibr domain-containing protein
Exons: 4
Coding region: 1-1518 (505 amino acids)
Source: RefSeq, a predicted model, not a curated record
AUGGACACCCUAGCCGAAGCCGACUUCGACAAGCUGCCCUUCUUCUUCACCACUCUUUACGAGAAGGAGGCGCUAAAGCUCAAGGAAGGCCAGUCUGAAGACUGGCUCGACGACGACCUGCGCGCGAAUGCUCUCGCCCAGGGCCUCUGCGACAUCGACCUGCAGCUUCCCCAGAAUGCGCCAGACGUCCUGGGCCCCACCGCGUCCCCGUUGCGCCGCUCGUCCGUGUCGGGCAACACGCAGGCCUCAUGCUCGACCGAUAUCACCACUCCGGACUCGCCAGCCUCCGCCGACGACCAUGACCGCAGUUUCGCCGCCUCGCCGCCCCAGCGACACUCGAUGUCGGCGGCCCCGCACCCCGUCAACUAUUCGCGCCACUCGACCUCGAGUCUGGCCUCGUACAGGAGCCCGAAGCCCAGGUUCUUCCGUCGCAUGUCCUCGUUUGGCAAGAAGUAUUUCAGCGCCGACGACCAAGGCCUGCGCAGUCCGCCCAAGCAUUCUUACUCGUCCAUACACCGUCUCGGUGACGUGACGGGCCGCAUCACUUACAAGCAUCCCCGGGUGAAAGAGGACUCUGUUACCGACUUCGAUGCCGAGUCGGCCUUACUGCCGGAGCAUUCCAGGGCUUCCAGCCCAGACUCGGUUAUCUCUCACCACCCGCACGUUUCCGCCACUAUGACGGCAUCCCAACGCGCCGCCUUGAACCUGGCUCUGGAGCAUGCCCAGUUCCGCGACAUGUGGCAAGAGUACAGCAAGACGUGGGAGCGCAUAAUUACUUUCGAGGUAAAACAGAAGCAACUGUUUCACUUCUGGGAGAGGUUCUCUCGGAGGUCGCUCUAUGCCCAGUUUACUCUUCUUAAGGAUCGCCUCGCAGCCAAGCACUUGCAAGAGACUGAGCGUCUCGACGAGAAGCAACUCAAGGCCGAAUACGCCCUGGAGCAAGCUCACCGUGAAGAGAGAGCGCGGUCUGCGGCAGCUUUGAAACACAUGAAGGCCUACUGUAGCGGAUCAUCUGUUCCUGGUUCGACUAAGAGACGGAUAGUUACUGAAGAUGACAAACGCCGCCUGAGAGAGCAGGAGAAACUGCACGACGAACUAGACAGCAAACACGAAGCCGCGAUGAAAAUGACCCGAGCCCGGCAAGAGAAGGAUGUAAAGGAGCUCAAACACGAACACGAGCAAGAAUUCAAGGAGCUCGAUAAGAAGUAUAAGGAGGCACGCGCCUUGUCACGCAAAACCACCCAGGAGAUUUCCCAUCAACUGGACGACGUAAUCCGAGCGCGCAGGCUUCGAGUGGUCCAACGCUGGUAUAUCAACCUGAAGCUGUGGGAUAGGGGGACCACCGACCAAGACGACGUGCCUGCCUACACCGAUCUUCCUAUCAUCCCGUGGCCGGAUAAGACAGUCGUCGAGACAAUGACUUCCCGAACCUACAGUGUCCUGGAUACUUGGCAUACUUUCAACGACCUUCCGCCUGCUGUUUCUCUUCACGUACCAGUCGUUCCCGAGUGUGAUUGA